Molecule: messenger RNA, 3355 nt
Organism: Urocitellus parryii (Arctic ground squirrel)
Lineage: Eukaryota; Metazoa; Chordata; Mammalia; Rodentia; Sciuridae
Gene: Nudt3
Product: nudix hydrolase 3
Biological process (GO): diadenosine hexaphosphate catabolic process; diphosphoinositol polyphosphate metabolic process; diadenosine pentaphosphate catabolic process
Cellular component (GO): cytoplasm; nucleus
Molecular function (GO): bis(5'-adenosyl)-hexaphosphatase activity; diphosphoinositol-polyphosphate diphosphatase activity; endopolyphosphatase activity
Source: RefSeq, a predicted model, not a curated record
GCAGUCGUCGUCGGGGGUGGCGGCAGCAGAGGGGGCGGCGGCCGUGGCGGCAGCGGCGACGACAGCCGUGACGGCUGCGGUGGCAGCGCGGGACCUGGGCCGGGGGGAAUGAGGCGGCCGCGGCGGGCGAGCGGCGGAGCCGUGUAGCAGAGAAGCGCCUUCCCCUCCCUGCUUCCCGUGGCCGAGCCGGGGACGCGCGCGCGCGGCCGUCAGGAGCGGGCUCUCCACCCCUCCACUCCCGCGACCCGCACCGCACCCCCACCCGGGCUCGGAGGAUGAUGAAGCUCAAGUCGAACCAGACCCGCACCUAUGACGGCGACGGCUACAAGAAGCGGGCCGCGUGCCUGUGUUUCCGCAGCGAGAGCGAAGAGGAGGUGCUGCUGGUGAGCAGUAGUCGCCAUCCAGACCGAUGGAUUGUCCCUGGAGGUGGCAUGGAGCCUGAGGAGGAGCCAAGUGUAGCAGCAGUCCGUGAAGUUUGCGAGGAGGCCGGAGUAAAAGGGACAUUGGGAAGAUUAGUUGGAAUUUUUGAGAACCAGGAGAGGAAGCACAGGACGUAUGUCUAUGUGCUGGUUGUCACAGAAGUGCUGGAAGACUGGGAAGACUCAGUUAACAUUGGAAGGAAGAGGGAAUGGUUUAAAAUAGAAGAAGCCAUAAAAGUGCUGCAGUAUCACAAACCCGUGCAGGCGUCGUACUUUGAGACGUUGAGGCAAGGCUACUCCACCAACAACGGCACCCCGGUCGUGGCCACCACGUACUCGGUUUCUGCUCAGAGCUCCAUGUCAGGCAUCAGAUGACUGAAGACUUCCUGUAAGAGAUGGAAAGUGGAAACUAGACUGAAGCGCAGACCUCCUCCUCCCCCGGCUCUUCUCACCUCUCCUCACAGGCCUCCUCUUUCAAUGUGGCAUGAUGGGCAGCAGAGCAGGGGUGCUGGUGACGUUGCUGUUUGGUGUUAAGUGAUGGGGCUUUUCCUUCUUUUUAUUGAGGGGGUGGGGGCUGGGUGUGUGAUCGUAAGUACCUUUGUGCAUGACCUGUCCCUCCCCUCCACACCCGGCACCCUCUGAAGGGGGGGCAAAGAGCUUUCUCCACUUGGGGUUCUGAAGUGUUCCUGUCUCAUCCCAGCCCUGGCCAGACAUUUUCUUUGAUUUUUAAUUUUUUUAUUAAAAUAUACCAAUGUGAGAUGAAACUUUUCAAGAAUUUGUCCUAUAAUGUGCUGUUCAGUGCAGUAGGUUGGUCACUUUCACUGCAGGCUGCAUUUAUCUACACAUUAUAUACUGGACAUAUAAUAUGUAAAUAAGUGACUUUUAGAAAGAAUUUAACCAUUGAAUUUUUCAAGGUUUUGGGGUUUUGAUUUAGGGAUGUUUCUGGUGUGGAGACCCUCAUAGUUUAAUUGACAUUUUAUUUUUGAUGCUAGGGGCUAGGUAUAUUUCCCUGCCCUCUCUCCAUUCCCCAGUUGGAACUGUCAUUCCCUAGGUGCAGGAGAAAUUCGGCCACCUUCAUAGUGCUCCCAGGACUCACGGUCUUCUCUUCAAGCUGUGUCUCCAUGCUAAGGAAGAAACCUUUUUUUUAAUUACCAAUCCAGGAGCAAAUGGCCUCAGCCUAGACCCAGAGAAACAAUGGUAGCAAUUGCAUUCUGGCCUACAUGUCCAAGUAGGUUUUGAACUGGAUUCUUGGGAUUAUGAUCUUGAAAACUGGAGCAUCAAGCCCUGCUUCUGCCCUGCCAGCUAGGGAUCUUUCCGCGGUGCUACGUCCUGCCCACAACAGCCUCUCUUCUCACCGUGUGCGCCUCACACCGCGCGGAAUGGGCAUCAUCCUGGGCUCUUGGAGCAGCCACAACUGAACUUUGCAAGUGCGGCCCUGCUCAGUCCUGUCUCCAUGCAUGGUAACCUUGUUGAGGUCCUGAAAGGUACCCAGAGGAAAGUAUGUGUACUUGUCCUGUGAUGUGGUGGAGCCUCUGGCUACAGCAGGAGCAUCCUGCUCCCUGCCAGGAUGUGAAAGGUCCAUCUGCUGCAAGAGCAGCCCUAGGCCAUGCGUCAGCCCCAGCCUGUGAUGCGUUGGCUUGCUGCGGGUGGUCUUGGUGUGUGGAUACAGGUUCUUGCUGGCUUCCUUUGCCAGUUGUAUUGUUUUGUUGGGAAGUGAGAAGGAUCUUGAGAAUCAGGGAUGGGAGUGGGGUGGGGUGGGAUUGGUCCCUGGCUUAGGACAGGAGAUGGUAGCCAACAUGUGAAAUUAAAAUUGUAGAUCUGUUUAUUUAAAAAUUCUAAUAAGUCAUCAAACUCCUUAAAGCUUUUGCUCUUCCCUGCCACUCAAAGAAAUGUGUCCCUCUGGUAGGCCUGUGUCAUUUAGCCUUCAGCAUUUCUGUGGACAUUAGUUUUGCAUUCUCUUUCCCGGGCUUGACCCACAGAGACAGAAAGUUGUGCUGGCAGUUUUCCUGGGGUGCCAUCUUACCUCUGGGGAUAGAAUUGUAUGCCAGACAGGGUCCCAGUGGACAGACACAGCACCUUGAAAUUUAAGUCCAAAAGCCCACUUGCUGUUCACAAGUCCUGCCCAAAAGCAAACACUGAUUCUUAUUGCCUGACUUAGAGCAUUCUAAAGUUCUGUCCAAAUAAGUAAAAGAGGAAGAUAAAAUAGAUUUAACUAAGCACUAAGUAGAAUCAAAAAGACACAUUCUUGCAGAAAAAUUCUACCUUUUUGAUACAGAUUGAAAGUGCUUUAUAGAAAAAUAGAUCUCCUGAAAAAGGAACCUCAUUGGUAGUAAUAGUUUGCAUUUUUCAAUGAUCUGAAAAUGUUUCAGCAGGGCUGGUGUAAAGAGAUACCACCCCGAAAAGUUCCGUUUUGAUUGUUGCUGAAGUCCCUGGAUCAAGAAGGUGCACUGUGCCAACAAGUACUUUUCAGUGACAUGAAUGGGUCCUAUAAUGCAGUCAGCUGGAGAGGGAGAGUGCUGAGGCUUUCGUGACUGACAAAGGGAGGCUUUGUCCACCCCACAAUUGUUGAACUGGUGCUAUUUCCUGUUGCACUGGAUUCUGACAGCAAGGCUGGUGUUUUCCCCUCCCUGGCACCAAGAACACUGGCUGUUUUUACUGAUAAAUAUUUGGAGUCCUUUUCUGAUAGGUUGGUUAGAGCCAUGGUCCCAACAUCCUUUGUCUCUCCAAAAAAAGCAAAAAGAAACAAAAGGAGGUUCAAAAACUGUCCUACAUGCAGAAUAUUUUGUUGGCAUUGAUUUGCUGUUAUUUGUACCAGUGCUAGGCUCAUGCAGGCUUGAUGGAAACAGGUUCUGAAUAUUUAUGGCCAGUACAGGGUCUCUGGCUCAUAGUAAAUUACACGGAGACGUGGACUGCUGCUGGAGCGACCAUCAGGGCCA